AAUAACUGCCAAUAAGUACGAAUACAAGCAACUGCAAAGGCUGGUUUAUAAAACAACUGAAGAAGGACACAAAUACAAUCAUUUGCAGUGGCCAGAGUGAGGAGCCACAGUGGCAAAAACAGACACGGUGUUUAGUUUCAUGUACCAAGGGAUGGUUUGAAACUUGAAACACAGCUUUUGAAUGGAAAGCCUAAGUUAAUUUUAGCACCUUAUGAUGUUUCAUCAAAAGAAACUAAGAAGAUGAAGUACAAGAACAGGAUAAUCCAUCCACUGAAAUCGAAACAAAUUUUACAAGUGGCUUCACCUCAUGAGAACAAUUCCAAGAAUGAGAAGCCUUUGUUGAAACCUAUUGUAACCAACACUAGUGUGGCCCCUGGGAAAGGAGAAAGUACAGAACUCGUCACAGAAAAAAAGGCAGACGACAAAACUAAACGCAAUUGUGAAACAAUUUCCAAAAAUGGACAACCUGGAAUUAAAACUUCCGUGAAGAAACUUGGCAUAACGAAGCAACAGCCACCAAAGAAACAACAAAUCACAUCUGAUGAAUUAAGAGAGAAUUUGGUAUGUCUGACCCAGGAGCAACUUCAACAGAUUUUGGCAUCUGUAGGCCAAGCUAACAAAUCUUCCAACCAAAAGCAGGAAAGGGACAAAAGUACAAAGCCAGGUAAAGGAGCUAAAGAAACACAAGCAACAGAUGAGGAGCUGAAGGGGGAAAACCCAACCUCGCAGAAUGAAGUUGGCUGCAACAAUAACAAGGCCACACGGGGCAAUAGUUCAUGCCGGGAUUCACGGGCAUCCCAGACAUCUGGAGUAGUUGUUGCACAAGCAAACAUUGUACAAACUGAAAACACUGGUAAUAAGGCGCCUUUGAGCAGCGCCAUUCAAACGAAAGAUGGUCUUUUCGGAAACUUGGGAGAAAGAGAAAAUUCAAAAGAACAGCUGGAAGCCAAAAGAAUCCAGUGGAAAAAGGAAUUAGAUGAACAGGUGGCUUUAAAGAAACAACUACAGAAAAAUAAUGAAGUUUCAGAAUUUUCGGAAUGGAAUCCAUGGGGAAAGCGAGAUGCAGGGGCACCUGUGCGAUCCAACACAAAGAAAAUACUUGAAAACUUUAAAGGAAAGUCCCCAGCGAGUUCACCAGCUGCAACUGGUCCUCACGCUGAUGGUCGAGUGAUCAGCACCGCCCCCACUGUGACAAAUGCCCCAAAUACAGAUGUUGCUCCGGACGCUCUCAUUGGAAAAGCUUCAAGUUUUAGUUUGUCAGAUCUGCCUGCUGCCAUUCGUUCAGUCUUUGUCCUUGGGGAUUAUGCCCCACGCGACCAUCUUCUCAGUGCAAUCAAACGUGACCAGCAAAAAAAGUGGCUGCUAGAACUUGAUAAACAAAGGGAGGCGGACCAAAACAGGAGGCUGAAGGAAAAGUUAGAAUAUUCAGAGGGUGAUGAUCACAGCAGAUGGGCCAUGCACUUUGACUCUUACCAAAGGAAACUUCCCCAGCCGUCCCCAGUCUCUGUAAAUAUCCUUGGAUCAAUACUGGAAAAGUCAGCCGCAUCAGGGGACGGCCAAGCCAAUGUGCUGCAGCUGCUUCCUGCCCAGGCCUCUCCUCUACCCAUUCAACAUAGUGGUUCUGCUGGAGACGAUGCAGCGUUGAUGAAUGGUGACACUCCAUGUGAUCUGUCCAACGCACAAAAGUCAAGCUUCCUGCGAUCUAUGACCGCCUUGUUGGACCCCGCAGAAAUCGAGGAAAGAGAUUUGCGACGACAAAAACAACAAGAGCAUCAAAAGGCCAUAGCCCAGCAGGUGGAGGCGAAGCGGAGACUGAGACAGCUGGAAGAGGAUAACAAACGAAAAGAAGAACAAAAAGAGGAACAGCGGCUGGCAAAAGAGCGGGAAAAGUUGAGAGAACAGUACGAGGUGGAAACUCGAACACAACGGGGAAAGGAAGAGCUGCAAACCCAAAACACCAAUAGGCUUUAUGAAGCCGUGCAGAAGGCACAAGAGGAAGCAAAGAGGCAGAAGCAGGAACAGCGCAUUAAAGACUUGGUGCGCAAAGGACAUGACAUUUCAAAUUUGCAGAAGAGUGUGGAAGGUACAACACAUGAGAUGGGCACCUGUGAAAUAUAUAAUGAUCUUGUUUAUGAAACAGUUGACGAGGAGCUGGGACUAGACCCGCUGGAGGAGGAGUCUCCAAGAAAAGACAGGGGUAUUCAGACUGAGGACUUUGAGAUAAAUGGAAAAGCACAACGUACUAUGUACAACACACACAUUCGAGACCGUGGUCAGGUAUCCACUACAUCAAAUGCAGCUGCUGAACACAAUGAAUCCAACAACAUGUACGCCAAAAAGAAGUCCAAGCCAGCUGAAAAGGCACCGGUAACUGGAAAAGAAAAUUAUUUACAAAAUGAUGAUUUAUACAAUCAGUUUGCAAGAAUGAAGAAAGGAAAGAAUGAGAGACGGCCUGAAUGGAAUACAAACAUAACAAAUAAGAGGUAUGUGCCUGCUUCACUGCGGUACCCGAGAGUUAUGCAAGUGGAGAGGGAGGAGAAGAGAAUGAAGAGGCAGAUGGAGCUGUUGCAACUGUUGGAAAAGAACGUUCCGGAUCAAAGGCCGAAGAAAAAGCCAGCCACAAAGGAGCAGUCAUCCGAGCGCCUGUCCUCACCAGUGGUGCCAGCUCUACAGGCAAAACUACAACUGGCCACAUGCCCCCAGCCCCUGGACAAGCAAAGGCCAUUGGCUGUGAGGAAGGAAGUCCCGAUGAAAAGGAACACCUCCAAUCACAAACUACCCGUUGACAAAGAUUACAGGUGCAGAUCUCCACCGAUUCCAUCACUGAGAAACAAACAAUUGCAAAUGGAGCAGGAGCCACGGACAGUUGGCAAUCCUGCUCCUGGCGAAUGCUGUCAGUGGGCUCCAUUUGCCAAUGAGGCAGCCAGUGACUUUUUUCCAUAUGUGCGCACAGAUGAGGUGUACCACUUGGAUCCUGAUGCUCCUAUGUCAAGGCCUUCUACAGAUGACCCACAGUACAAGCGUUCUACUGUUACCGUUAUGGAUCAUUUGCAGUGUAAAGCCGAUAGCGUGGACCUUCCCAGAGAUCCUCUUCUCAACCCUGACUUGCUGAGAAAUCGGGAGCGGCAGCAGGCUAUUCUCAAAAGCCUUUCAGAACUUCGACAAGGGUUAAUGCAGAAACAAAGGGAGUUGGAAACGGCCAGUCCUACGCAUUGAGAUGAGCAAUCAUCAGGGUCUUCACAACAUUUGUGAAUAGUUACAAUUCAACACCUCCACGGCUGCUAAAUUAUAUUUAAAAGAAAAUUGUGUUAAUGGAUAAAAUAGUCUCAAAGCACUUUGAUACGGCAUCAGGUAGCUUGUUUAAAAUUAUUAUUAUAGGCUGCUAUGUUUCUUUUGGAAAUCUCCAAGCUCUCACUUUCAGAAACUCCUGCAAAUGGAUGGGAUAAUGUAUAUAAUGAGAAUGGUCAGGAUUUUGGCUUCUGUUAAUUCAAAGAACUUUUCACAACAAUUUUGAGCAUCUUCUGUUCAGAAGCACUUAAAGUACAAUAUUUUUUUACAGGAGAGGCAUUGAUCAUACUCCGGUUCUGAUAGGCUCAAUAGAACUUUAAGCAGCUUAAUGAAUUGGAUUUUUUGGGGAGGGAUGGAGGGAACUGGCAACUUUCAAGUGUGUUUAUUCCUUCCCACGAUCAGGAGCGAAUAGUGAAAGGGACUGAAGUCAUAUAUUUCUCCCUGUAAUACUGACAAGGUUGUCCAAACCUAGACUAUAAGCGUUGCAAUGUUGGAUCACGAUCUAAAUCUGCUGCGUUUGUGGUUUUAGUACACCAACACUUGUGUUACAGAGCUCAGGCUUCACUAAAGACAGGAUUACACCUGCGCAAAUCAGUUAUGUGAAAUUUGUCCCUUUGUGGAAAAAGGCUGCAAUUAGUUUACAUAAGUUAUUUCCCGAUGGAAUUUGUGGAUUGGAAAUAUGUUCAUCUUUUA
Molecule: messenger RNA, 3981 nt
Organism: Leucoraja erinaceus (little skate)
Lineage: Eukaryota; Metazoa; Chordata; Chondrichthyes; Rajiformes; Rajidae
Gene: ccdc66
Product: coiled-coil domain containing 66
Exons: 20
Coding region: 241-3216 (991 amino acids)
Biological process (GO): cilium assembly
Cellular component (GO): microtubule; cilium
Molecular function (GO): microtubule binding
Source: RefSeq, a predicted model, not a curated record